Molecule: messenger RNA, 2321 nt
Organism: Labeo rohita (rohu)
Lineage: Eukaryota; Metazoa; Chordata; Actinopteri; Cypriniformes; Cyprinidae
Gene: slu7
Product: SLU7 homolog, splicing factor
Exons: 16
Coding region: 162-1883 (573 amino acids)
Biological process (GO): mRNA splicing, via spliceosome
Cellular component (GO): spliceosomal complex
Molecular function (GO): pre-mRNA 3'-splice site binding
Source: RefSeq, a predicted model, not a curated record
GAAGUACGUCGUAGCGAAGAAGAACGUCAUCCGGAAGUCGUCACCCGGAAGUGCGUUUGUAACAUGCUUGUAAACAACUAGCGAGCAGCGGACUGACUGAAGUGUAAAAUAUUUAUCAUCGUUUUUUGAAUUUCACUAAACAGCAGGUGUAGCUGAAGAUCAUGUCGAAGGAGGAGGUUAAAGUGUCGGAGGGGAUCGUAGAUCUCGAAGAGCCGAAGAAAAUGACCCGAGAAGACUGGAGGAAGAAGAAAGAGCUGGAAGAACAGAGAAAAUUAGGAAAUGCUCCAGCUGAAGUUGACGAGGAGGGAAAGGAUAUCAACCCUCAUAUUCCCCAGUACAUCUCGUCUGUCCCUUGGUACAUCGACCCAUCAAAGAGACCCACCCUUAAGCACCAGAGACCCCAGGAAGAGAAAGAGAAACAAUUUGCGCCAAUUGGAGAUUGGUACAAAAGGGGUGUACAAGAAAAAACAGUCAGCACAAAAUACAGAAAAGGUGCAUGUGAAAACUGUGGUGCCAUAACCCAUAAGAAGAAAGACUGUAUGGAGAGACCCAGAAAAGUUGGAGCGAAGUUUUCGGGCACAGGCAUGGCACCAGAUGAGCACCAACAGAUUCAGCUCUCAAUGGAUUAUGAUGGAAAGAGAGAUCGCUGGAAUGGCUAUGAUCCUGAAGAGCACACGCGCAUUGUAGAGGAAUAUGCUAAAGUCGAUUUGGCCAAGCGUACUCUCAAAGCUCAGAAACUCCAGGAGGAGUUAGCUUCUGGCAAACUAAUGGAUCAAGCUAAUUCAAAGAAACAUCUUGGCGACGAUGCAAUACAGGAACACAGCAGUGAAGAUGAGGAUGACGACAAAUAUGUUGACGACUUCGACAUGCCCGGACAAAACUUUGAUUCCAAGAGACGAAUCACAGUUAGAAACCUGAGAAUCCGGGAGGACAUUGCUAAGUACCUCCGAAAUCUGGAUCCAAAUUCAGCCUACUAUGAUCCCAAGACUCGAGCCAUGAGGGAGAACCCAUAUGCCAAUACUGGAAAAAAUCCAGAAGAGGUGGGCUAUGCUGGAGACAACUUUGUGCGCUACUCUGGAGACACCAUUUCCAUGGCCCAGACACAGCUGUUUGCUUGGGAAGCCUAUGAGAAGGGAUCUGAAGUUCACCUCCAGGCAGAUCCCACCAAGCUGGAGCUUCUCCAUCAGUCCUACAAAGUCAAAAAGGAUGAUUUCAAAGAGAAACAGAAAGAGAGUAUUUUGGAAAAGUAUGGUGGGCAGGAGCACUUGGACGCCCCUCCGCGAGAGCUUCUGCUGGCUCAGACAGAGGAGUAUGUGGAGUAUUCUCGUCACGGGGCUGUGUUGAAAGGACAAGAGAAGGCUGUGGCCUGUUCCAAAUACGAGGAGGACGUGCUCAUUAAUAACCACACGUGUAUCUGGGGAUCGUAUUGGAAAGAUGGCUAUUGGGGUUACAAAUGCUGCCACUCGAUGGUGAAGCAAAGUUACUGUACAGGAGAAGCUGGCAAGAAAGUUGUGAGCAAUUCUUGUAUUCCAUUUGAAGAUGACGUAGAGGAGGCCGAAACGAGUGAAGAACCAAAGACUCUUUUACAGAUGCACCAAGAAAAAAUGAAAGACAAGAAAAAGAAGAAAAAGAGCAAGAAACACAGAGACUCUGACAGCAGUGAUGAGGAUGAUGAAGCAAAAAAGAAAGAAAAGCUGAAGAAGGCAUUGAGUGCAGAGGAGCAGAGGCUGAAGCAGGUGGCUGAAAUGAUGCAGCUUGAUGAGAGGAAGCGGGCGUAUAACAGCCUAAAGGAAGUGCGUGAACCCACAGAGGAGGAGAUGGAAGCCUUCCGUAUGAAACGCUGCCGACCCGAUGACCCCAUGGCCUCUUUUCUGGGGCAGUGAAUGAAAAUAACAACUGAAAUGUCAUAGUCUCAGUUAUUGUAAAAUCUGUUAUUGCUUAAUCUGUGAUACAAAAAGACCAGUUUUUGAGGUAAUAAUAGGAAACGUCCCAUAUUAUCAGCACAUGACAGUCUGUUAUAACCAGCAGUUAAGGUUUCACAUCUUUUUGUAUAAAUCUGUGUAGAUUAUAGUAGAAAAUAAAUCAGCUUUAUUUUCUCAAUGUUUUCUUGUUUUUUUAUUUUUAUUUUGAGAGUACAUAAACAUUGUUUUAUUAGUCUUUUAAUUAUAAAGUGGCCAAUAAAUUACAAACAGGCAAUGUUUGGUGAAUCAUCUGUUUUGAUUUAACAAAUAUGUUCCAUUCUCGCUUUCCAAGGUAUUUGAAUGUACUCAUAAUGAACAUAACCUGACCAUUAGUUGACAUUAAACAUAUUUAAACCUGAA